GGCCGGCCGGGGAGGCGGCCUCGGCGCACAGUAAUGGCAGCGCUGUGAGCAGGGGAACGCGAGCUGACAGCCGCCGCCGCCGCCGCCGCCCACCUUCCUCGCCGGGGGCUUCGUCCUUCACUCCUUCGGGCUGUCUCCCCCUCCCCUUGUCCCCUGUCCCUUGUCCCGCUUCUGCAGAAGACAGCGAAGAUUGAUAGCUGUGGGGAGGAGUAUCCUAUGUGCACGCCAGACCUGUCUCUACAGUUAGGGUCUGGUGAAAUAAGAUUCUUAGACUUCUCAGAGCAUUUACACACUAGGGAGUCUGGACCAUUACCUACAACCCCACAGAUACGUUCAUAUGCUGUUUAUAACUUGGGGGAACAUUUCUGCAGUGUGCAUGCACAUAGUGUGUGAAAAAUACCUUUUCUAUGUAUUUGAAUGUUCAGAUGCAUCUGAAAUAAUCUUACUUCAGGCUCCAUCCUCUGAUUUCAACACUAAACUUGCACAAUGUCUUUGAAACCAAGAGUAGUAGAUUUUGAUGAGACAUGGAACAAACUUUUAACGACAAUCAAAGCUGUUGUCAUGUUGGAAUACGUUGAAAGAGCAACAUGGAACGAUCGCUUCUCAGAUAUCUAUGCUUUAUGUGUGGCCUAUCCUGAACCCCUUGGAGAAAGACUUUAUACAGAAACUAAGAUUUUUUUGGAAAAUCACGUACGGCAUUUGCACAAGAGAGUUCUGGAGUCUGAAGAGCAAGUACUUGUUAUGUAUCAUAGGUAUUGGGAGGAGUAUAGCAAAGGUGCAGACUAUAUGGACUGCUUGUAUAGGUAUCUCAACACCCAGUUUAUUAAAAAGAAUAAAUUGACAGAAGCUGACCUUCAGUAUGGCUACGGUGGUGUAGAUAUGAAUGAACCACUUAUGGAAAUAGGAGAGCUAGCAUUGGAUAUGUGGAGGAAAUUGAUGGUUGAACCACUUCAGACCAUUCUUAUCCGAAUGCUGCUCCGAGAAAUAAAAAAUGAUCGUGGUGGAGAAGACCCAAACCAGAAAGUAAUCCAUGGGGUUAUUAACUCCUUUGUUCAUGUUGAACAGUAUAAGAAAAAAUUCCCCUUAAAGUUUUAUCAGGAAAUCUUUGAGUCUCCCUUUCUGACUGAAACAGGAGAAUAUUACAAACAAGAAGCUUCAAAUUUAUUACAAGAAUCAAACUGCUCACAGUAUAUGGAAAAGGUUCUAGGUAGAUUAAAAGAUGAAGAAAUUCGAUGUCGAAAAUACUUGCAUCCAAGUUCAUAUACUAAAGUGAUUCAUGAAUGUCAGCAACGAAUGGUAGCAGACCACUUACAGUUCUUACAUGCAGAAUGUCAUAAUAUCAUCCGACAAGAGAAAAAAAAUGACAUGGCAAAUAUGUAUGUCUUACUUCGUGCUGUGUCCACUGGUUUACCUCAUAUGAUUCAGGAGCUGCAAAAUCAUAUCCAUGAUGAGGGCCUUAGAGCAACCAGUAAUCUUACUCAGGAAAAUAUGCCAACACUAUUUGUGGAGUCAGUUUUGGAAGUACAUGGUAAAUUUGUUCAACUAAUCAACACUGUUUUAAAUGGUGAUCAGCACUUUAUGAGUGCAUUGGAUAAGGCCCUUACAUCAGUUGUAAAUUACAGAGAACCCAAGUCUGUUUGCAAAGCACCUGAACUGCUUGCCAAGUACUGUGACAACUUACUAAAGAAGUCAGCGAAGGGGAUGACUGAGAAUGAAGUAGAAGACAAACUCACGAGCUUCAUCACUGUUUUCAAGUAUAUCGAUGAUAAAGAUGUUUUUCAAAAGUUCUACGCAAGAAUGCUGGCGAAGCGUUUAAUUCACGGGUUAUCUAUGUCUAUGGAUUCUGAAGAAGCCAUGAUCAAUAAAUUAAAGCAAGCCUGUGGUUAUGAGUUUACCAGCAAGCUUCAUCGGAUGUAUACAGAUAUGAGUGUCAGUGCUGAUCUCAACAAUAAGUUCAACAAUUUUAUCAAAAAUCAAGACACAGUAAUAGAUUUAGGAAUUAGUUUUCAAAUAUAUGUUCUACAGGCUGGUGCAUGGCCUCUUACUCAGGCUCCUUCAUCUACAUUUGCAAUUCCCCAGGAAUUGGAAAAAAGUGUACAGAUGUUUGAAUUAUUUUACAGCCAGCAUUUUAGUGGAAGGAAACUUACAUGGUUACAUUAUCUCUGUACAGGUGAAGUUAAAAUGAACUACUUGGGCAAACCAUAUGUAGCCAUGGUUACAACAUACCAAAUGGCAGUUCUUCUUGCCUUUAACAACAGUGAAACUGUCAGCUAUAAAGAGCUUCAAGACAGCACUCAAAUGAAUGAAAAGGAACUGACAAAAACAAUCAAAUCAUUACUUGAUGUGAAAAUGAUUAACCAUGAUUCAGAAAAGGAAGACAUUGAUGCAGAAUCUUCAUUUUCAUUAAAUAUGAACUUUAGCAGUAAAAGAACAAAAUUUAAAAUUACUACAUCGAUGCAGAAAGACACCCCACAGGAAAUGGAGCAGACUAGAAGUGCUGUAGAUGAGGACCGGAAAAUGUAUCUCCAAGCUGCUAUAGUUCGUAUCAUGAAAGCACGAAAAGUACUUCGGCAUAAUGCCCUUAUUCAAGAGGUGAUUAGCCAGUCAAGAGCUAGGUUUAAUCCUAGUAUCAGCAUGAUUAAGAAGUGUAUUGAAGUUCUGAUAGACAAACAGUACAUCGAACGCAGCCAAGCGUCAGCAGAUGAAUACAGUUACGUAGCGUGAUGCCGCUCUCCUCUAGUGUGGGUGUGAGAAGAUCAUUGCCAUCACCAUUUGGUGUGUUCCUGUGGGAAAAAGCAGGCCUGUGCCUCCAUAAUUUGGUCAUUUGGCAGCCCCUGUUUUUCUGCUGUUUACAACAUCACCAGUGCCACGUCAUGAGCGUCAGAGAAAAUGCCUAGAAAUAUUUCAAGCUCAUGUCAUUAUGACAUUUCUUAAAACUUUAUUAAAAGAAUGAGUGAAGUAUUGCUGAAAUGUGGAAAUUUGGUUGGGUACCUUGCUUUUUCUCCCCUUCACGUUUGCAGUUGAUGUGUUUUUUUUUUUUUUAAUGUAUCUUAAAAGACAUAAAAUAAAAAACUUAAAUAUUGUAAUAUGACAGAUAACCUAAUAAUUGUAUCUACAUUAAAAUGACAAACAUGAUAUUGCUGCUUGUCAAAUAAAAAAAAUAAAGAAAUAGAAUGCCUUUUUUAUGUGGAUGGAGCAUCACACAUAAUAGUAUAAAUAUAAAUGUUCAUGAGUCAUCAAAGCAGCUAAUGAAGCUUUAGUUGCAUUUUUAUCUGAAUGGUUUAACUCGCUUUUACUCCUACUUAAGUCCUACAUGAAAAAUGUCUAGAUUAUUGUUCUUGAAUGCAUAAAAAUGCAUUCAACAUAAAGAAUGUUUUAUUUUUAUGGACUGGAACUACAUUGGAUAUGAGCAUUUUGAAUGUUGAGGAUUUAAUUCUAUCAAGAGUUUCUGGUGAUAUGCUUACACCGCAGAAAUAAAGGAUGAGGAGAAUAUGUGGUGGCCUCAAGUCUGGAUAGAAAGCGUUUCUCAUCCAGAAGUUGUCGUUUAUUUUCAUAAUACAUUAAUUCUAAUGUUAGACAAAUACCCAGCUGUCUUACCUCUCCUUCUACCUUUCUCUGAGUUAUAGGAGGGCCUGUGAUACCAGUGUAUUCCUUCCAUUCUCUUACCUGUGUAUUACCCUUACACCCCUAUACAUUUUGAUACUAAAUUCGCUCUCAUAAGUCAUAGGUGUGCUUAGCAAUGCGUAACCUAAAUACCUUUUUUUUUUUGUCUGUAUGGUGCAUUACACCGGAUGCCACUUAUUAUAGACAUGAAAUUCCACUAUUUUGUUUAUUAUAUAUGUUAACAGCAGUAUUAGACUACUCCAGUCUAUUAUAUUUAUUACCCGUCUAUAAGCUGGAAUAUUUUAAAGGGUAUCCCAUGGGAAUCAUUUUACUUACAGUACUUUAGUUUGUAUCUCUGACAGAUAAGAUCUUUUUUAAAAACAACAAAAACACAACUUUAAUGACAUUAUUACACCUAACAAAAAAUAAUUACUUAAUAUCAUCUAAUAUGUGGUCUUGUUGCAAAAAUGGCUUCUGCAGUUGGUUUGUUCGAUUGCACUUUUUCUGACUCAUGUCUCUUUAAGUGUUGGAAAAAUCUAAGCUUAUAACGACUUACUUAUAAACUGUAUCUCUCAUUUACCUUUCUUUCUAGAGAGAAAGUAAUGGCAAACCAUACAAUAUUGUACAUUCACUGUCAAAAAACAAACCUUGUUUUGAUAACUUGUUGAUAAAGUUUCCAAAUUGA
This is a messenger RNA of Leopardus geoffroyi (Geoffroy's cat), 4288 nucleotides long. RefSeq names its product cullin 2 (gene CUL2). The coding region runs from base 487 to 2724 and encodes 745 amino acids. The transcript has 23 exons. Gene Ontology annotation, biological process: protein ubiquitination; SCF-dependent proteasomal ubiquitin-dependent protein catabolic process. NCBI's taxonomy places the organism in Eukaryota, Metazoa, Chordata, Mammalia, Carnivora, Felidae. Gene Ontology annotation, molecular function: ubiquitin protein ligase binding. Gene Ontology annotation, cellular component: SCF ubiquitin ligase complex; Cul2-RING ubiquitin ligase complex. The record is from RefSeq and is a predicted model, not a curated record.